Messenger RNA from Oncorhynchus kisutch (coho salmon), 1481 nucleotides. RefSeq names its product zinc finger and SCAN domain-containing protein 22-like. Bases 108 to 1211 code for a protein of 367 amino acids. The record is from RefSeq and is a predicted model, not a curated record. The transcript is spliced from 2 exons. Lineage: Eukaryota; Metazoa; Chordata; Actinopteri; Salmoniformes; Salmonidae.
CCUUGACUUAAACACGGAAGUAGGAUUGGAAACGAGUUUACAUUUUCUAGUAUAGAAACACAUACUGACUGAACUGAAUUGGCUACACAAAACUCAUUUGUCUGAAAAUGUCUGAACUACAAUUGUUGCGUGUGUUUUUAAAUGACCGUUUAACGGCGGCUGCUGUGGAGAUUUUCGGGGCAGUUGAGAAAACGGUGGUGGAGUACCAGGAGGAGAAUAAUCGGCUACGGAGACUGCUGCGGAUCACACCGGAGAUACAACUAUGUAAAAUAGACUCACUGCAGCCCUCUGUCUCUGUGUCUGAAGAGGACGUUCCCCCUGAGCAGCAGCACUGUGAGCAGGAGUGGAGCCCCAGUCUGGGGCAGAAGGACCCAGAGACCACACAGAUUAAAGAAGAACAGGAGGAACUCAGGACCAGUGAGGAGGAAGAGCAGCUUCAAGGGCUCUUUGAUACGAAUUACUCCAUAUUCACUACUUCCUGUUUGAAAAAUGAAUGUGAUCAGGAGGACCCACUUCAGUCCUUGACUCUUCCCCAAACCAAGACUGUGGAUAACAGAGAGCGUGAAUCUGAACCAGUGGAUCCUAAACCUUUUGGCACUGUGACCCACCUAAGGGGUCUGGACAUUCCCUGUUACCCUCCAUAUACUCAGAACAAUGCCUCCAGCCACAGUUCAGCCAUAAGCAGUGACCCAGUAGGACUUGACAGCAGUCUACCAUUUGAUCUCAACCCACCAUUUGAUCUCAACCCACCAUUCGGGGAAAACUCUUCCAAACUCAGCACCACAUCUAGAAUAACUCACCACUGCCGUGACUGUGGUGAAAUGUUUGCUCUGAAAGCUGACCUGCAUAGGCAUGUGACUCUCCCCAAGAAGAGACCCUGCGAAUGCAGCUUCUGCAAAAAACGCUACAACUCCACCUGUAAACUGAAGGCCCAUGUCCGACUCUGUCAUGGUGGGAAACACUGCACAUGCCCCUUUUGUGGCAAGACCUUCAAACAAAAAGGACAUCUGUCCACUCACAUGAGAAUCCACACAGGAGAGAAACCAUUUACCUGUGGUUACUGUGGGAAGAGCUUUAUUCAGAAGGGGGACCUAAGGAGACAUAUCCUGACUCACACAGGAAAGAAACCAUUUAGCUGUGGUUACUGUGGUAAAGGCUUCAUUCGCAAAGAGCACCUAACUGCGCAUAUACGGACUCACACUGGAGAGUAAUCACAUGCUACUUACAUGGUCUGUGGUAAAAAAUAUUAAUUCAGGAGGUAAACCUGCUGACGCAUAUGAAAACGCAAAGGAGAAAGAAAAUUAGGACAAAGAUCUCCUAUCAGAAGAUGGGGAUUAAAAGGCAGGAUGUGAACAACACUCUUAGGACAGCAAAGCUACUCUGGAUCAUUCCUGCUGUGGGUUUCAGAUAAAUAGAUACAUGAUGGAUUUACUUUAGUAAAAUGUUUGAUUUGAAUUAAAACAUUUGAUAAUGAACAAACA